GUCACCCAGCUGGAUGCGAAAGAUGAGCAUCGUCAGCGCGGCAGAGCACAACCGAGCGGCAAGCAGCAGCGGAGAGGCAGGAGGAGAGGAGCAUCAUCUUCAGCGAGGCGGGAGACGGCAUUUACAGCACCCUUGCUUGGAGAUAUGUGAUACCAAGAGGAUCCAACAUGAAUGAGACUGGAGUUCAAACUCUGGCUACGGAGCCAUGUGACCAGCAGAUCCAACUAGAUUUGGACAACGGCGCUGGGAAUUGCAGCACUGGUUCCACCGGUAACCUUUCGCUGCACUGCUGGCUGCAGCUGCUCACCAGGGAAUCUACCAUGGAGUUCCAAGGAGACAGCUCCAGCGUGGUGGUGCGUGUGAUGAUAGCGUGCGUCUACUCUGUGGUGUGCGCGCUCGGGCUGGUGGGGAACGUGCUGGCGCUCUAUCUGCUUCACUCGCGCUACAGACAGAAGCAAUCGUCCAUCAACUGCUUCGUGAUGGGGCUGGCCAUCACGGAUUUGCAGUUUGUCUUGACUUUGCCCUUCUGGGCGGUGGACACGGCCCUGGAUUUCCGCUGGCCGUUUGGACGUGUCAUGUGCAAAAUCAUCAGUUCCGUCACCACCAUGAACAUGUACGCCAGUGUUUUCUUCCUCACGGCAAUGAGCAUGGCACGUUAUUACUCCAUCUCCUCUGCACUCAAGAUGCACAGCAGGAAGACAGCAGCAGCCAGAGCCAAGUGGACAAGCCUGGGCAUCUGGACUGUGUCUCUGCUCGUCACUUUGCCGCAUGCCAUCUACUCCACCACUGCCCAAGUGUCGGAUGAGGAGCUCUGUUUGGUGCGCUUCCCAGACACGGCCAACUGGGAUCCGCAGCUUCUUUUAGGCUUGUACCAUCUGCAAAAGGUCCUGCUGGGCUUCCUCAUCCCACUGAUCAUCAUCACCGUCUGCUACCUGCUUCUCCUGCGCCUCGUCCUCAGCCGACGCAUUUCAGGGGCUGCUGGUCCAGAAGUGGAGCAAUGCCGCCAAAGUCGGCGCUCCAAAGUAACCAAAUCCAUUGUGAUCGUUGUUCUGUCCUUCUUUCUGUGCUGGCUUCCCAAUCAGGCACUGACGCUGUGGGGGGUGCUCAUAAAAUUCGACCUGGUGCCCUUCAGCAAGGCUUUCUACAACGCACAAGCUUAUGCCUUCCCCUUGACGGUGUGCCUGGCGCACACCAACAGCUGCCUCAACCCCGUGCUCUAUUGCCUGAUUCGCCGCGAGUUCCGAGCAGGUCUCAAGGAGAUUGUCCUCCACACUACGCCAUCCUUCAGGGGUCUGACACAUCUGCUGCAGCGCAAAGGCAAAGUGGCAGAGGCACCACCUGUCCUGGUGUUGGUCCAGAUGGAUGUGUGACCCUAAAAGACAUUUUAAAGGAGAGGGUGAAGACUGUUCUGGAUUUGCGAAAGGAUGCCUUCACCUCAAUUCUGCUAAAGCAGCACAUCUUUAAUUAUACUUGUAUAUCUCUUAUGUGCAAAUAAACACAUACUAGACGCAGUGGGAUGUGCCCCACUUUCCCCCCUGCUUCCUCCGAGUACUCCUUAUAUAACCUCUGAUCUUUUCUGUCUAUUUGUCCCUCUGACAAGCAUCACCCCUCCGGAAUGCAAACAUGAAUAUGUAUAAACGUCAAUCAGAAAUGACAUUUAGCAAAGUUGCCACUUGUCUGGGAUGAUGUUAAGUACUGUAAUCUGCUACACAGUGAGUGGAGAGAGCAAAGGUAACAGGCUUUUUUACAGCAGAAGCUUUCUGGCUGAUGGGACAUGAAUGGGGAAGUCAUGACUCAUACUGUACAGUGUGAUGGAGGGAAAGAAAUGUAAGCGUCGGAAAGGUGUCCUGAUGUUUGCUUGUGUUUGUUCUUGGUGUGUGUUAUUUCAUGUUGUGAGAUCUAGCAGCACAACCCAUAACCCAUAACUGAAAGUUGAUUUUAAAAAGAGAAUGUUUGAAACAGAUGCAAAUGGCAAAGUCAAUGGUCCCCAUUCAGUCAUAAGUGUUGUCAAGUAAGAAAGUACUGAAGAAAAAUCUUCACUAGAGUCAGGAAAUGUUGAACAGAAUACCGUAUUGACCCGAAUAUAAGACGAUGCCAAUCAUAACACGCUCCAUCUUUUUCAACACAAGAUUAAUCAUUAUGUUUUCAAUAUCAGUGAAAUAACAACUGGUAGAUUGCAAGACAAAACUACAUGAACAUUUUUAGCCGCAUUAAAGUUGUUGGAUGAUUCUGCUUCAUUAACGAACAUUGUGUGUGCAUGUGUGCCAGAAAGAAUAACUCUAACUUGCUUGGAAGAAAGUUAUUUGGCACUACCUUCUAGAAAUAUAGAAUGUAGAAAUGUAGAAAUCGCUAGGCCAGGGGUCGGCAACCCGUGGCCCCGGAGCCACAUGCGGCUCUUCAGCCUCCUUGUUGUGGCUCCCUUUGCCAAGCGCGGUAAUUUUUUUGAACACCGAAGCAGGGGAAAUGUGCAUUUUCUAAAUGAAUGCAUUCACGGACUCACCGCAUGUUUGUGAAUGCAUCUAGACUGCAUUCUGACUGCUGAUUGGACGAGCAAGGGAGUGGGAGGGAGGCUAGUGUAUGCAGUGAGUCUCACUGCGUGGGAGAGAAAAAAAGGUGAGGGCGUUUUGAGUUGGGUCUGAUGCAAGUUACUGCGCAGUAAAAUAACACUGUGUAAUUAAUGGGAGCAUAGCGAUAUGUUUUAUAACGAGAAGCGUGCUGUAGCUAUGCACUCGGAGCUCGUGACACGCUAAACGCCGAGAUGGGGACUCCAGGAGAGGCACAUAGUGUGCCACUACAGCUGGCUGUACACUCACCGCUUUCACUUUCACGUCUCCAAACACCAGAAAAAUCUCCCAACAACGUCAGGAAAAGUCUUUACAUUCGUCACUAAUCGCGCUUGAGAAAAUAAGUCACCAAGAGGGUUUGGAAAGUUACCAGAUUUUGCGAGAAAAUCGCCAAGUUGGCAACACUGGGCUGCACGUGAGCUGGGAAGCCACUCACAGAUGGAUAAUACAUGAAAGAAUCAUUCAUAAAAAUGUCAGGGCAUCUAUUCUCCAAAUUAAUUGAUUCAGAAAAUGGAAGAAUGCCUCUCUUUGCAAAGACAGGACCAAUAGAGUGGUUAUUGAUGACAAUUCAGCGCAGGCAUAAACGGUAUUGUGCAAACAACACUGAUGAGCAGGUAUGUGAACUCUGAUGGACGUUUUUAUCUUAAAGUUGGCUACAUUUUGUUUUAAUUUUACAUAAAUAUGGGAAUCACUCAGUAAGACUUACAGAGUUAAGUGCUUAUAUUAUUUCAAAGUAUGCAUAUACAUGUAGUCACACUUCUCUUUCUUGAAUUUUGUGGUUGUAACAGGUAACAAUUUAAAAAGAUUACAAUUUUUACAAGUUUAUAAGCAGUUUUGUGGCUCCGGACUAAUUUUUUUACUGGAAAAAGAGGCAAAAUGGCUGUUUUGAUGGUAAAGGUUGCCGACCCCUGCUUUUUAAAAUUAUUACUUUGUAGAAAAAAUGAUGUCUUAUAUUCUGUCAAUAUGGUAAUACAAAGCUGCAGUGGAAAUACUGAAAAUACUGUCGCGUGUGUAGGUGUGUGUGACUGACAGGUAGAGAAGCUCUGACUCAAAUGGGAAGAAUUUGUUUAGUGGCACCUGUUGACUUAUAUUAGCGGUGUCCAAACUUUUUCCUGGGACCACAUAGUGAAAAAUGAAAGGAUGCAAGGGCCACUGUAUUCUGUAAAGCAACACAUGUAGAUAUGCUAAGAAGUUAUAUACAAGUACAUUUCAAGAAAAAACAGCAUCUCAUCUUUGUGAUAUAUGUGGAAAAAAAACAUUAUUACAGUAGUAUGAAUUUCGGUCUUUGAUCUUUUUUUUCCAAUAUUUGUUGUUUUUUCUUUUCAAUUUUCCACAUAUUUCAACUAUCUGCUUCAACAAUAUUCGUAAAUUUUAUUCUUGUAAUAUUAAGACUUAAUUUCCAUAACAAUUUGACUUUAUUGCCAUAAUAUUAGAACUUUUUCCCCCAGCCUAACUUUCCAAAAAUUACAACUUUAUUUUGUUUUGUUUCUCAUAAUAUUACAACUUUUAAAAAAAAAAACAUAGUUUUCUUUAAUAUUUUAACUCUAUGUUACUAAAAUGACAUGAUUCUUGUUCUCAUAAUAUUACAAGUUUACAUUUUUCUCUUAAUAUUUUGCUGUUAUUUUCAUCAAGUACAGCUGUUUUUUUUCCAUUUCUGAUGUUGUUGUUGUUUUCAACUUUCCUUUUGGAAAUUUUCUUCUCGUAACUAUGACUUUAUUCCCAUGAUAUUUUAUUCUCUGAGCAUUAUAACUCUUUGACCAACCUAAUUUUCAAAAAAUUAUUGGUUGUUUUGUUUGUUUCUCAUAAUAUUACGACUUAAAAAAAACAAACAUCUAUUUUCUUCAACAUUUUAACGUCGUGCUACCAAAAUGACAUUACUUUUUGUCAUAACAUUAUGACAUUAUUCCCGUAAAAUUAGGACUUUUUCUUGUUAGAUUACAACUUUUUUUAUAUAUAUUUUGACUUUAUUCAUGUAAAGUCAUUGCUAAUCUUUUCAUGUUUGCUGUUGUUGUUUUUUGUUGUUGUUUUUUUAUUGGAUUACAAUUUCCUAGUGUCCUGCAGGCCAAUACAGAACCAGCCGCAGGCUGCAAAUGGCUGUUAAAUUUGGCUUUUUUGAGAAUAUAUUGUUAAAGAGUAAGCAUCACAGGACUGUACAUGUAUUCAUCAAAGAGUAUGACAAUUGCUAUGACAAUUACAAUGCUAAAAAAUGCAUGUCUUUCAAACCCCUGAUACAAAUCAUGAUGACUUGCUCAAUACCCAUGUGACAUAACUAUGACACGCAUUAUAUGAAAGUACAGAAAGUACUACUAAGACUGGUCAAAUAUCAUUGUCACGACUGUUCAAAUGAUUGUAACAAAAGACCGUAGAGACCACUGGCAUGUAACAACUAUUAUUGUUCCUAAGUUACAACUGUGUAGUAAUUAGUCGUCAUUUGAUGCUAUUCCUCUUUGAUUCAAAGGUUAUCAACCUAACCUGACAAGCACGUGUAAAUAGUUGAAGUGUGAAAUAAAACUCAAGAAAAUUACCGGAGAUGAGUUGAUAAAGCGUCCUCGACGAUCUUCUCGGCCUUGUCAAGUGCAGGCUGGCUUAAGUCCAGAAGAACUUGAUAACCACGGUGCAGUUGUGGGAUGGAAAAGAAAUUCCUUAAAUGUUCCAAACCAAACUGCUGACCAGGCUGAGAUCUAUCAAAAUGGAAGAUCAAGUAACAGAACUCACAAUACUUAAAGGAAAACUGGACUUUUUUUUAGAAUUUUGCCCAUCAUCCACAAUCCUUAUGUGAAACAUUAACACAUAUUUAUUUCCCUUUUCUGUGCUUUCUAAAAAGAGAAAACGAGUUAGCAUGGGCAACAAUGGACAUCAUGGAACCCACCUAUUUCAACGAUAAAACCCCCCCAAAAAACCUCAAUAAAACUGCACCAAUGUUCCAUUUACAUAACUGACCUGUAUAUUAACCAAGCUACAGAGAUACUGUUAUUGUAGCAGCUAACAUGAACUAUAUUUAUCUGGCGAAGUAACACAAUGCCUAGCUAGUCUCAUCGUCACUCCUUGACUGUGGAGUCCCCCAGGGAUCAAUUCUUGGGCCCAUCCUAUUUGCUCUACACCUGGUCCCACUUUGUAUAAUAUUUAGAAAACAUGGCAUCUCCUACCACUUUUAUGCAGAUGACUUCCAAAUUUACUUACCACUUACAAAAAAAUGACCACGCCCCCCGACACCCCUUUCCGAGUGCUUAAGCGACCUCAAUGGUCUGGUUGGCUGAAAUUUAUUUAAUGCUUAAUGACGGGAAGACAGGUGAUCCUGCUCAGUCACACCAGUACCCUGUUGGAUUUGGGCCCCCCCCCACAACCAUGUACGUCCCACAGCCACGAGCCUUGGCAUCAAAACUGACUGUGAUCUUAAGCUUAAUAAACAAAUCAACGCCGUUGAUUUAAUCCUGUUUUUAUCAUCUUUGGCUUUUAUCUAAAAAUCAUUUUUAUCUUUGCGACAUUUUGAACAAGUCACGCACGCUUUUAUUUCGUCACGUCUGGACUACUGUAAUGCACUUUACUCUGGAAUAAGCCACAAAUCACUCUCUCACAUGCAGUUAGUCCAGAACUCUGCAGCACGGCUUUUAACAAGAAUCAAAAAAAGGGAGCAUAGCACCCUAAUUCUAGUCUCCCUGCACUGGCUGCCUGUCCAUUUUAGAAGUGAUUUUAAGAUAUUCUUGUUUGUUUUUAAGGCAUUGAAUGGGCUGACCUCUCAAUACAUCUCGGACCUCAUCCAAAUUUACACUCCCAUCGCGCUCAUUGAGGUCAGAAGGCCAGUUCCAACCUAAGACGAGACUUAAGACCAGAGGAAACCGGGCCUUUUCUGUAGUCGGCCCCAAGCUGUGGAACACUCUCCCCCCUCAUGUAGAAACGGGCCCCACAGUUGAAUGCUUUAAGUGUCAUCUUAAAUCUUAUCUUUUAACUGAGCGUGAGUUGUGUGGUCCUCUGUGUCUUUUAUUGUUUUUAGUUUUAAUUGGUUUUAUUUAUCCUCGUUUUUAUUUGUAUUGUUUUACCUGUUUUUCUUAUUUAUUGUUGUUUUAAAUGUUGUUUAAAUGUCUUAAAUGUUUUUGUUUUUAUUUGUUAUAUUAGUUUUACUGUAUUAAAUUUGUACUUUUACUGGUUUUCUAUUUUGCACUUUGGAAACCGUGUUUAUAAAAUGUGCUAUAUACGUAAAUAAA
Messenger RNA from Dunckerocampus dactyliophorus (ringed pipefish), 6766 nucleotides. It is a transcript of the gene rxfp3.2b, whose product is annotated as relaxin family peptide receptor 3.2b. The transcript has 2 exons. Gene Ontology annotation, biological process: G protein-coupled receptor signaling pathway; immune response. Bases 168 to 1370 code for a protein of 400 amino acids. The record is from RefSeq and is a predicted model, not a curated record. Gene Ontology annotation, cellular component: membrane. NCBI's taxonomy places the organism in Eukaryota, Metazoa, Chordata, Actinopteri, Syngnathiformes, Syngnathidae. Gene Ontology annotation, molecular function: G protein-coupled receptor activity.